AUGCAUGCGUGGAGAAAGCAUAAAGGGAAUCCAAAUCCAGUGUGCUGGCACUUCGAUCAGCCCCUAUUAGACAUUGAAGACCGGCCGCAGUUCAAUGAGAAAUAUACACUUGUAUGGACGUUUCUUCACGGACUAAAUAUAUUCAUGAGCAAAGCUAACCUCUUCUCCCAGGGCCAUGAAGGAUGUGGAGAGAUCAUACAGAUAGGGGAAGGGGUCACAGACAAGAGAUUCAAAUCGGGAGACAGAGUGGCUCUUCUUUCUGUCCCGGGAUGUGGUUUAGACACUUGCUCUGAAUGCUCAAGGGACCUGGCACAACUAUGCCCAGCUGGAUUGCACCACGGAAUUGGUCAAGACGGCUUCUAUGCUGAGUAUGUUGCGGUCGAUGUCCGGUCCGCUGUUCCAUUGCCUGAUGGUGUUGAGCCAGCUGUUGCUGCAGUUGCUACUGAUGCUGUCACUACAGCUUACCAUGGUAUUACCCGCCGUGCCGAGGUCAAGAAAGAAGAAACUACUUUCCUUUUUGGACUUGGUGGACUUGGCUUCAAUGCGCUCCAAAUUGUAUACUCUAUCGGUGCUAGAGUGAUCGUUUCCGAUCUUCGUCAGGAAAAGCUGGACGCUGCUCUGAAAUUAGGUGUUCCAUUGGAGGAUAUCGUUCCAGUCGGAAAGUCGGUGCAAGAUUUUGUGAAGGAAAAUGGGUUGCAGGGGAAAAUUGAUACCGUACUGGAAUUUGUGGGCAGUCAUCAAACUUGCCAGGAUGCACAGCACAUUGUUCGUCCUGGGGGUAAGAUCCUGUGUGUUGGCACCCUCAAUUUUGUUAAUGAAUUUGACAUGAAGAUCGGAAUUCGGAAGAGACUGAGCAUUAUCUUCACAUAUGGUGGGCAGUACCAGGAUCUAGUAGAGGUGCUUGACUUGAUUGCAAAGGGUGUCAUUCAGCCCCGGGUGGAAUUGGGCAAGUUGCAGGACUUCCCGAGAGUUCUCAAAGAAUUGGGAGAGGGCAAGAUCAAAGAUCGGAUUGCGCUAGUAUCAGACAUUGUAUAA
Penicillium coprophilum is the source of this 1035-nucleotide messenger RNA. Its product is annotated as zinc-binding dehydrogenase. Gene Ontology annotation, molecular function: zinc ion binding; oxidoreductase activity. The record is from RefSeq and is a predicted model, not a curated record. The coding region runs from base 1 to 1035 and encodes 344 amino acids. NCBI's taxonomy places the organism in Eukaryota, Fungi, Ascomycota, Eurotiomycetes, Eurotiales, Aspergillaceae. The transcript is spliced from 5 exons.